GCAUGACGCAAUAUUAAAAAUGUUCCACGUAAGAUAUGACUAGCGCAUUGCCAGCGAUAUGCAUUAGUCACGAAGAUAAUAACGUCAUGUGUAUAGAUCAAUAGAAACGUUAACGUUACGCGAUAAGUCGUAAUUUUAUCAUCUUUAACUGUAUGUUACGUAUGCAUUUAUAUUUAUAACUAUACAGUUAUGUAUCUCUAAUUUUAUGUUGAUAAACUUAAAACUUAUGCUAAAUAUACAUUUUUAUCUAAAAGAAUAUUAUUCAGAAUUUUACAAUACAGCUGCAGAAUAUUUUACGACACGAAAAUAAUACGCAUAACAUUAUAGAAUGUAUAUGAUAGAAAUAUUAUUCACUCUUGCAUGUAUUUUUCAAGUAAAAAUAUUAGAUAAACUUGUCACAAAUUGUGAAAUAAGAUUUUGAGCUCGUAACAAACAAGAUCAUUAAGCGGCAUGGUUGUUGCGCAACAAUUGAAGAGCUUAUAACUUUGUAUUUUUAUUCGAAAAGCGACUUAUGCCAAACUCGGUGUGCGCGUCACCGAUACACGUACAUGUACAUCCAUAGAUUGCUUGUAACGCUUAUAUCCUCCACAGGACAAGCGUCGACGUGCGCGUGGACGUACCCGCGUGCGACGUGGCUGAUGAAAGCGGAGCAACCAUCCACCGAUCCGGUGAUCCAGUGAUUCGCGGUUCAUCCGUUGUUCGAAUUAAGCGCCGACCGCGAGACGGGGCGUCACGUGGCCACGAAGCCGGCCGAGCGCGCGAGCAGCCGAGCCGAGGUUAUAAAUAGCGAACGACAGCGUGCGGGGAGCCUCUUUCACUUCCCGCUGCGCGCCGUGGCGCCUCUGCCCGUUUGUUAGUCCCCGAUCAUUACGCGGUGUGCCGUGUGCCCGUGCGAAGCCCUCGCGAUCCAGCUCGAUCCUCUUCGAUCGCCAUUCGCCGCUCGGUCACUCGCAGUACCUGGAACCCGCGGGCCCGACGAUCCCCGUGCACAGCUCGCACCGUAGGGGUAGGCGACCGUCCGCGCGACGAACGCAGCAGCGAUUCGAUUCGGCGCGUCUAGCACGACGAGGCGAGGAAGUCGCACGUGGAAGCGCCGCCUCCUUGCACGGUGAAACGGGAAACUCGGCGGGGGAGCAAAGGCGUCGCAGGUAUCCUUGAGUGGCGAGGGUCGCGAGGACGGCAACGGCAACGACAACGGCGGCGACGACCCCGAAACGCAGGAAAAUGCCGGAGACCGCGCACCACAUGAACGGCUACGCGAACGGCCACGCGCCGCCCGAGCUGCAGCAGGACACCACGUUCCUGUUCACCUCGGAAUCGGUCGGCGAAGGGCAUCCAGAUAAAAUGUGUGAUCAGAUAAGCGAUGCCAUUUUGGAUGCACACUUGAAACAAGAUCCCAAUGCUAAAGUAGCAUGCGAAACCGUAACAAAAACUGGGAUGAUACUUCUAUGCGGGGAAAUUACAUCAAAAGCUGUAGUGGAUUAUCAAAAGAUCGUUCGAGACACGGUGAAUCACAUUGGUUACGACGAUUCUUCAAAAGGAUUCGAUUGGCGUACGUUGAACCUUUUGGUGGCGAUCGAACAACAAUCCCCAAAUAUCGCGGAUGGUGUCCAUGCGGAUAGACAAGAAAUGGACGUGGGUGCAGGUGAUCAGGGUUUAAUGUUUGGAUACGCAACUGACGAAACUGACGAAUGCAUGCCACUGACAGUUGUAUUGGCGCACAAACUGAAUCAGAAAAUCGCUGAACUAAGACGAAGCGGUGAAUUAUGGUGGGCUCGUCCGGAUUCAAAGACACAGGUGACUUGCGAAUAUAUCAUGGAUCAUGGAGCUUGCGUACCCAUAAGAGUUCACACUGUUGUGGUGUCACUGCAACAUAGCGAAAAGAUUGGUCUAGACGAGCUGCGUAAGGCAGUCAUGGAGAAGGUAAUCAAAGAAGUGAUACCGGCAAGAUACCUGGAUGACAGAACAGUUUUCCAUGUGAAUCCUUGCGGGCUUUUUAUUAUUGGAGGACCACAGAGCGAUGCUGGCCUCACUGGACGAAAGAUCAUUGUAGACACGUACGGUGGUUGGGGAGCGCAUGGUGGUGGCGCGUUUUCCGGCAAAGAUUUUACGAAAGUUGACAGAUCAGCUGCGUACGCCGCAAGAUGGGUCGCCAAAUCUUUGGUAAAGGCCGGUCUCUGCAGGCGUUGCCUAGUACAGGUCUCCUAUGCCAUCGGAGUAGCAGAACCAUUAUCAAUCACAGUUUUCGAUUAUGGUACAUCCACGCGCUCCCAGAACGAGCUCUUAGAUAUAGUGAAUAAAAAUUUCGAUCUGCGACCCGGAAAGAUCGUCAAGGAGUUGAAUCUUCGCAAUCCUAUCUAUCAACAAACCAGCACGUAUGGCCAUUUCGGACGGGACGGGUUUACAUGGGAGCAACCAAAAAAAUUGAUUCUCGAUUGAUGAGAGAGUGGACUUUAAAUUGUUCUCGGCGUUUCUGGAUUCAAACGCCAGAUAAAACAUCUGUCUCUCUUUCCCUCUCUUUCUCUUUCACUGUCGCUAUCAUUCUCCCAGUAACCAUGUUGUCUCGUAUCGCCCGAGAUUCUUCAAUCUCCGUGUUGCAAUUAUCACCGAAUCCACCGAUUCCUUAUGCCAAUACUUAGCAGUAGCGACGGCCGGAAGCGAACAGUUCUCCUUCCGGUUCUCUUUCCUCGUGCCGUGGAGUACCAAGUUAUUAUAUAUAUAUACAAUAUAUGUAUAUGUGACGACAGGCAUAGUACAAAUCUGAUCCCGACACGUGGGUACGGACGGUCGUGUUUCUUCCUUCACUUCUCUCGGAAUCGAACUUUCAGGCGGUGAUGUCAUGCAGCACUCGACAAACAUCUAGAUAUAAUGUAGGUAGUGUGCAGGGAAGGGGGUAGAAAACUGAACUUAUCGUUGGGCUCAUUAGAAAAUCAGUCGGAUAACUCAAUGGGGCAACGAUGAAUUGGUCGUAGCUUUGUCGCUGAUGUACGAUAUAUGUAGAAGCAAGCAGAAAAAGGAACUAUUGUGGCGAAUCAACGACGCGGUUUCCCUUCUAAGAGUGUAUAAACGGACGCUACAUCAAUACGGCACCAAAAACAAAAAAAGAAUUGAAACAGCAAUCUUGUAGAUUUUUAGCGAUAUUAGUUCCCUCCACGUGUACAUGUACAUGAAAGUUCGACAUUGUCUUAGCUAUAGUAAAUUGAUUUUGGAUUUUUAAUUGAGUUGGAAUGCACACAACAAUAAGCGGGCUUUAAAAAGUUCAUGUUUUAUUACGCUUAUACCGAUCGAUCUUUCGUGUAAGUAGUUUCAAUAGAACUAAUUAUUCGAGCGAGAAAAGAAAUGUAAAAAAUUUAUGACGAUGUAUCCUUGGCACACGCGUACGUAGCAAAGGCGGGAAAUGACGUUCGUAUAUGAAUGUGAUUCACAUUGUACGUUCACGCGAGUUUGUGCGAAAUAUAGUUGUGACAUAAUUGUCGAUGGAAAACAAUCAUCGAAAUUAUAUACAUCGCUUAGGAUAUUUAGAGAUCAUCAGACUAGUCUAGCGAAUAAGCUUCGUUACAGUGUACACGAAUAUGCGAUAUAAUACGAUAUAAAAUAAAGCAAGUCCGCGAAAACGUUCAUUUGUUCACUUGGCGAAAUGUACGGUCAUUUCCACCUUUGCUAUUCAGUUUUAACUACGUAUAAUCGCAACAGGUACAUAUUUAAAGAGACUCGUUAACAAUUCAGUCCCAGCAGAGGUCCAGCACAGUUCGUGUGACGGAGCUCGAAGGUGUGUAGAAUUUUUCAUGGUUUUGGUACCGACAAUUUGAUGUCAUUGUUGGAUUUUAAUGAAAAAAAACAAAAAAAAAUAGGUAGAGGAGCAAAUGUAAAAAAGAUUUAGUCACUGUCCAGAAGUCAUAUAUGUGAUUUGCCACGUAAUUAUAUUCGGCAGAAUGUAACAAUGCACACGAUCACGUAAAAAAAAAAGAACACAUAAUAAAACGGAUUUUUUAAUAAAAAGAAGAAACGUU
Molecule: messenger RNA, 4010 nt
Organism: Ooceraea biroi (clonal raider ant)
Lineage: Eukaryota; Metazoa; Arthropoda; Insecta; Hymenoptera; Formicidae
Gene: Sam-S
Product: S-adenosylmethionine Synthetase
Biological process (GO): S-adenosylmethionine biosynthetic process
Molecular function (GO): ATP binding; methionine adenosyltransferase activity
Source: RefSeq, a predicted model, not a curated record